Molecule: messenger RNA, 3169 nt
Organism: Tachysurus vachellii
Lineage: Eukaryota; Metazoa; Chordata; Actinopteri; Siluriformes; Bagridae
Product: zinc finger CCCH domain-containing protein 13-like
Exons: 2
Coding region: 111-2231 (706 amino acids)
Source: RefSeq, a predicted model, not a curated record
GCUCAUUAUACGAUACUCACUUCACUUCCUUUCUGUUUUACCUCUUUAACACGUUGUUCCCUUAUUUUAUCAGCUUCUCUUACAUAUGAUUAUUAUGUUAUUUACCCAGAAUGCAACCUGAUACUUUAGAUAUGGUUCAACGAGAGAGACAGACACUGACACAGAGAGAGAGAGCGAGCGAGAGACACGGACAGAGAGAGAGAGCGAGCGAGAGACAGGGACAGAAAGAGAGCGCGAGCGAGAGACACAGACAGAGAGAGAGAGCGAGCGAGAGGCACGGACACAGAGAGAGAGCGAGCGAGAGACACGGACACAGAGAGAGAGAGACACGGACAGAGAGCGGGAGCGAAACGAGCGAGAGACACGGACAGAGAGAGAGAGCACGACGAGCGAGAGACAGGGACAGAAAGAGAGCGCGAGCGAGAGACACAGAGAGAGAGAGAGAGCGAGCGAGAGGCACGGACAGAGAGCGGGAGCGAGACGAGCGAGAGACACGGACAGAGAGCGAGAGCACGACGAGCGAGAGACACGGACAGAGAGAGAGCGAGCGAGAGACAGGGACAGAAAGAGAGCGCGAGCGAGAGACACAGACAGAGAGAGAGCGAGCGAGAGGCACGGACAGAGAGAGAGAGCGAGCGAGAGACACGGACAGAGAGCGGGAGCGAGACGAGCGAGAGACACGGACAGAGAGGGAGAGCAAGCGAGAGGCACGGACAGAGAGAGCGAGCGAGAGACACGGACAGACAGAGAGAGAGCGAGCGAGAGACAGGGACAGAGAGAGAGAGCGAGCGAGAGGCACGGACAGAGAGAGAGCGAGCGAGAGACAGGGACAGAAAGAGAGCGCGAGCGAGAGACACGGACAGAGAGAGCGAGCGAGCGAGAGACAGGGACAGAGAGAGAGCGCGAGCGAGAGGCACGGACAGAGAGAGAGCGAGCGAGAGACACGGACAGAGAGAGAGAGCACGACGAGCGAGAGACAGGGACAGAAAGAGAGCGCGAGCGAGAGGCACGGACAGAGAGCGGGAGCGAGACGAGCGAGAGACACGGACACAGAGAGAGAGCGAGCGAGAGACACGGACAGAGAGCGGGAGCGAAACGAGCGAGAGACACGGACAGAGAGAGAGAGCACGACGAGCGAGAGACAGGGACAGAAAGAGAGCGCGAGCGAGAGACACAGAGAGAGAGAGAGAGAGAGAGCGAGCGAGAGGCACGGACAGAGAGCGGGAGCGAGACGAGCGAGAGACACGGACAGAGAGCGAGAGCACGACGAGCGAGAGACACGGACAGAGAGAGAGCGAGCGAGAGACAGGGACAGAGAGCGGGAGAGAGACGAGCGAGAGACACGGACAGAGAGAGAGAGCGAGCGAGAGGCACGGACAGAGAGAGCGAGCGAGAGACACGGACAGACAGAGAGAGCGAGCGAGAGACAGGGACAGAGAGAGAGAGCGAGCGAGAGGCACGGACAGAGAGCGGGCGAGCGAGAGACAGGGACAGAGAGCGAGCGCGAGCGAGGGACACGGACAGAGAGAGAGAGCGAGCGAGAGGCACGGACAGAGAGAGCGCGAGCGAGAGACACGGACACAGAGAGAGAGCGAGCGAGAGACACGGACAGAGAGCGGGAGCGAAACGAGCGAGAGACACGGACAGAGAGCGGGAGCGAAACGAGCGAGAGACACGGACAGAGAGAGAGCACGACGAGCGAGAGACAGGGACAGAAAGAGAGCGCGAGCGAGAGACACAGAGAGAGAGAGAGAGCGAGCGAGAGGCACGGACAGAGAGCGGGAGCGAGACGAGCGAGAGACACGGACAGAGAGCGAGAGCACGACGAGCGAGAGACACGGACAGAGAGAGAGCGAGCGAGAGGCACGGACAGAGAGAGAGAGAGCGAGCGAGAGACACGGACAGAGAGCGGGAGCGAGACGAGCGAGAGACACGGACAGAGAGAGAGAGCGAGCGAGAGGCACGGACAGAGAGAGAGCGAGCGAGAGACACGGACAGAGAGCGGGAGAGAGACGAGCGAGAGACACGGACAGAGAGCGAGAGAGAGAGAGAGCGAGAGACACGGACAGAGAGAGCGAGCGAGCGAGAGGCACGGACAGAGAGCGGGAGCGAGACGAGCGAGAGACACGGACAGAGAGCGGGAGCGAGACGAGCGAGAGACACGGACAGAGAGCGAGAGAGAGAGAGCGAGAGACACGGACAGAGAGCGAGCGAGAGACAAGUUUGAUUAAUAAAGAUAACAUUUUAGUAAUGAACAUGUCUGUACAUGACAGAGCAGAACCUGAUCUACAGACUUCACCCCGAAGAAGAAUUGUGUGUUUGUGUGUGUGUGUGUUUUUGGAUAGAGCUGUGUUUUGCAGGACGUUCCCCCUGACCUCCAGGAGAGAGCCUGUGUUAGCGCACGGCUCUACGUGGUAAAGCUCUCGGUGUAAAUCCCUCAUUAACCUCGAUAACACAGGCGACUUCCUGCUGCUUAAAACUUCUAAUAGACUUCAUGUUUGUUCUGUAGCUGAAAAAUGAGCAUCAUGAUCUUACAGCACAGCGUUGACCAGUAACAAUUACACUAACGUUCUCUUCACACUGACUCCUCAUUCCAUCCUCAUGAUAUGACCUUUAGCUGUCUGUAGAUUUACCUCCAGUUAGUUUAGCAGCUCUGUGUGUUUAUACACAAUACAGUCAUAAAUAUGUGGACACCUGAGCAUCACAAAACGUACACACGUGUGUGGGAUAGUCAGGGGUGCACAUACUUUUGGGCAAUUAAACACCACAUUUUCUGGACUAUAACAGCAGAUUAUAAAGUGAACUAAAGCGUUACCUCAGACAUUGGAUUAGAAACAAAAGGCUGACUUUGAGAUUCCUUACUGAGGAACUAAAGAAGUAAAGCUCUAUAAUAUAGUAAUAUGAUGUUAUAGCUGAUCUCAGAUCAGACAAACCUGUCUUUUGAAAAUUAUAGAUAUCUGCUGAUCUGAGAUCAGAAAUAAAGCAUAAUAAGAUCACCAAGACAUUACAACUGUAGCAUUAAGUGAUUAAAGCUGAGCUCAGAUCAGAACUAACAAAGCUCUAUCAGAAUAAAAGCUACAGCUGCUGAUCUCGGAUCAGGGGGAGGUUUUGGUGUUAUGAGAACUGGUCUCAGAUCAGCAGUGUUUUUCUAAGUGUAUAUUAAAUUUUG